AGCAAAUCUUAUGCAGAGUAAAUCCUAAGAAAAAGAUAGGCAUGCUGCGCCAACGUAAUUCGUGAUGAGGAACUACUAGUACAGUAAUAGAACUUAAGUAAUAUGCGUAAUGCUGCAUCUGCAAAUACUCCUAAAGGAACUACGCGAUGUUCCAAAUGCGAAGGGCCUAAAUGAACAUAAAUCAUGUAGUAAUAAUAAUAACGCGAAAGCUGACUCUAUUACAUCAGCACCUGAAACUUGCUCUCCCCUGGUAUCAGUUAUUGCGAAAAAUGCAAAAUCAUAAAACAUAUUUGGCACUUGUGACGUGUAAGGAGGACCAGCAUGCAAUGCAAUAAGGAGAGGAGACCAAGAAGAACAUGGCUGCCAAACGUAACAACACAACAAAUGGCUAACUUGUCACUGUUUAUGGAAUUGAUUUGACUUGAUACCAGGAACUUGGAAUCAACAAUUUUGAUAAUCAGAAGCAAAUCGCUUUACGAAACUUUAUUUUCUUGCUUGAGUUUUGUUGUAAUACUCAGCAUUUUGGAAAAUCUCACCUUAGCAUAGCAUGUUCUUCUAGAUACUUGGAAGUUUUUUGUGAUAAAGUAUCUGGGAUGGAUUUGAAAACAUUUGUUUGCGCGAAAUGGCGAUUGUCUGUUCAGCUCUUUGCAUUUCUACUAUGUGUAGUUUGUCAACUGGCUGAGGCUGUCAGCGAGGGAGAAAAAAUUGUUGCAACUACUUUAGAUCCAACAUCUGCCAAUAUAUCAACAACAGUAACUGUGAAAAACAGGCCUAUGCAUAUCAGUGUUAAAGGGGUUACAUUUAGAGCAAUAUAUGUGAUUGCAGCAGUUUCUGGUAUAAUUAUUGUUUAUUUCAUUGCUAAAGCAAUAUGCAAUCGUAGAAGGAACAAUCGAACUCGUAGAUAUGGAAUACUGAAUGAUGAAAGCCGAGAUAAUAUGGAAAUGAGGCCUUUGUCAGAACAAGAUGAUGAUGAUGAAGAUGAUCUAACAUUAUUUGAUAUGUCAAAGCGUAAAGGCAAGCGAUGACUAUUCAGUAGCUAAGAUCUUGAAGAAUCUACAAGGAAGUUGUAAUAAACUCAAGAUUAAAAAAAUUAGUCAUUUUUAGGGGGUUUUCUUUUCAAAAAAUAGAAUUGCUCUAAUGACUUUGAAUUGAUUAGGAAUUAUACUUCCAAUGCAAGUGGUAAUUCAGAUGGCUCUCAUCACGACUAUCACAGUAUUAUUGUGGAAAAAUAAUUUAAAGUCAAUGGUAUAUCAGAGCAACAGAUUAGUAAUGAAAGGAAAUGCUAAAAUUUUCUGCCUGUUUAUAGAUGUUUUCUAGCUACUUAUUUGAAAGGUUUUCAUGGGAUGAUUUGUUUUGCUCAGUUAAAUGAUGUUAUUUGGGCCUCUUUCAGAAAUAAAUGCAACCAGACUUCAUAGUAACUACAUAUAUAUAUAUAUAUAGAUAAAAGCGCCCAGGUUUGUCAUCUUUAGUUUUAAAAUGAUGCUAAAGCUAAGUAAGUCAAUUGUUCACCUAGGAAGCUUAAUGUAGUAGUUGCAUUAGGUUGAGAGUUUCAUUAUUGUUCAAUUGUAGCUUACUAACACCCCCUUCCCAAACGCCACCCUAAUCAAUUGUUAGAAAAUCUUGUUAAAAUUUCACACAUCCAAAGCAAUUUGUAAACUUUGGAAUUUGAUUGUAUUAUCAUAUAUAUAUUAAUUGAUCAUUUUGCAGUUAUUUUUUUUAAUGGGAAUUCUUGAACCAUAAUUUUUUGUUUUGCUAUUUGAAAGCCUUUCAAAACAAAUAUAAAGAAUGAUCUGGAACUAGUAAACCCUUAAGAUUCCAGACUGUAUUGACCGUUUUUUUGAAGUUUUAUCUGUAUCUGUAUUGACAUUAUACCACAACUUUCUAGGCCUGUCUAUGCCAAAUUAAUUCUAUUGCCCAAAACUGCUGAAAUUUCCUAAUAAAAUGAAAUUUUUGAAAUUCUGCAGUUUAACUACUUUCAGACAGAAGGAAACAAAGGACUGAAUCAAUAAAUUCAUCUAUACAUUUGAUUCUAUUCAGAAAUGUGUUUAUGCCACCCUGAGUUCCUUGGCCUUUGCCUUUUCCAGCUUCAUAAUUUUAGCUUGAGACUUGCACCCCAUGAUGCCUCCUCCCCAGUGACGUCGAAUUUCCUCUACACGGUCAUUGUAAUUUGACUUCACACUGUCACAGAUCUUCUCCAUGUUAUGCUUGUCCUCCUGCCUGGUGGCUGUCAUGCAAACAGCUGUGGCUGUCUUCUUGUGAACCAGCUUUCCUAACCUGAAUUGAAAUAACAUUAGGGAACAUUAAAAUUCGACAGUUAAAAAACAAGUCACUUAAAUAUUUUCAAUUGGCAUCAACAAAAAAGUUUUUUCAACUACGUUUUGCUUUUAAUUGUUGGACUUAAAACUCAACUUUCAUUUGACAUUGAAAAUCAUUGAUUAAUGACAUUACAACAAUAAGAUCAGACAAAUCCAGGACCUAAAUUUUACUGGGACAUAUUUUGAUGUCAGCAGCUCUCUUCGACUGAAGCAAGGUUUCUGCACUAACAACCCCAUUUUGAGCUAUCCAUCUGAAUGAUAUCAACACUUUAGUUUACAUGGGUCCAGGAUAGAGGGCACAAAACUUUGCAUAUAAAUUGAACAAACAGAUUAUCUAGACAGCAUUCAAAUUUAAACCCAGUUAUGCCAAAUUAAGAUCCUUGCAUAUUAGCAUGGCAUGCAAAAGGGAUUUUUUUUAUUGACAUUUUCCCCAAUAUCAGAGAUUAUAUAAUUUGUUAAGGCUAUUGAUACAUUAAGAUUGUUACAAAAUCAUAAUGGUUGGUAUGCAUAUCUUUUUCACUUGACUUUGUACCCAUUUACAACAGGCCUUGUUAGGAGAGGUGCUGAAGCUCGAUCAAGUGCCUCCACACGUGUCUAGAAAGUUCUAGGAGCUUGAUUGAUCGAGCACCUAGCAUGUUUGUGCUGUCUAAAAAUUAAAUGCAAAAGACCAAAUUUUGUUUUUGAAGAUAUAUAUUUGAUGAUGCUCAAUCGAGUGCCUAGAAAGCUGAAGGUGCUCAGUUUGUCAACCGCCUGCCAUUUUGCUCCUCACAAGGCCUGAUUAGCAAACUUAACUUUAUCUUUGUACAGUCUGCUAAUAAAGUCCAUUACUCCAAACUAUCAUUGGGAAGAAACAAGCAUACUUGGGGCAUUUUUCACACCCUUAGAUCACUUGUGUGGUGGAAUGCUUUUGAUAUUCUGUGUUAUUUCUUAAAAAGUGUUUUGAACAGGCUAUGCAUUUCACAUUAAGGCCUGCAGCAAAUUAUUUAUUUUUCAAAGGAAGUAAAAAUAACCAGAAUAUUACCUUGCCUUUCCUUUUACGAUGCAGUAUGGGACACCCAUUUUUCUGCAAAGUGCUGGCAACCAAACAACAAUCUGAAAAAAUUAAAGUUUACUUUUAUACUCAUACAAAAAGCAAACUUUCCAAAAAAUGUGAUCCAUACCACAAGUAACAUGAACCUUGCAAACGUGAUGGAAAUGCAAAAGAUUUCAAAUGACAACAGAACCACAAAUGGGACAGUCAGGACUGUGAUGGUUUGAUUGCUAAUACACAGGUGAAUUUAAUGCUAUCGUAUAUAUAAUAAGUCAGCAUCUUUGGUAAAUAAGGGGUACAUAAGAAGGAUAAUGUUUUUAUUUCUUUUUUUUCACAUUUACAUUUUUCUUAUAUUCCUUCAUAUAUUAAAUAUAUGGCUUGUGAUAAGCUUCAAAUAGAGACAGAUGUGAACAAAGAAUUUAAUGUUAUAUUAUAGUUGACUUCUCUAACCUCAAUUGGAUCAACAUCAUGUGCUAUGACAACAAGCUGAGCCUUUUUGCUUUCGACCAAAUUGGUGAUAUGAUUGAUUCCAUAUUUUAAGACAAUUGGCUUCUUUCCAGGGGCUUCUUGCUGACCUUCUGCUUUCUUUUCAGCAAUUUUUGUAAGCCUGGCUUUUUUUUCAGCUUUAGUUUCUGGUCGGUACUUGUGGAGAAGCUUGAAAAGUUG
Molecule: messenger RNA, 4011 nt
Organism: Rhopilema esculentum
Lineage: Eukaryota; Metazoa; Cnidaria; Scyphozoa; Rhizostomeae; Rhizostomatidae
Source: RefSeq, a predicted model, not a curated record